Symphalangus syndactylus (siamang) is the source of this 7037-nucleotide messenger RNA. RefSeq names its product kinectin 1 (gene KTN1). NCBI's taxonomy places the organism in Eukaryota, Metazoa, Chordata, Mammalia, Primates, Hylobatidae. Gene Ontology annotation, biological process: microtubule-based movement; protein transport. Gene Ontology annotation, cellular component: endoplasmic reticulum membrane. The record is from RefSeq and is a predicted model, not a curated record. Gene Ontology annotation, molecular function: kinesin binding.
GAGUCUUGCUCUGUUGCCCAGGCUGGAGUGCAGUGGCACCAUCUUGGCUCACUGCAACCUCCCCCUCCUGGGUUCAAGCGAUUCUCCUACUCAGUCUCCCCAGUAGCUGGGAUUACAGGUGUGCACCACCAUGCCCAGCUAAGUUUUGUAUUUUUAGUAGAGCUGGGGUUUCACCAUGUUGGCCAGGGUGGUCUCGAACUCCCGACCUCAGGUGAUACACCCAGCUCGGCCUCCCAAAGUGCUGGGAUUACAGGUGUGAGCCACCACACCCGGCCUCUAGUAAAUCUUUUUGUUUUGAUGUGAAUAAAUAGAAAGCUUAUAAAAAAUAAAGCAUUCAACCAUUUCCCUUUCAAUAGUCAAAGUUCAAACGCCAGAAAAGCUGAAAUAGGUGAUACAAAGUCAUCAUUUAGUAUAAGCAGUAGUAUAUUUUGAGAAAAUCCUAAACUCCACUCAUUGUCUUACUUACAAGUGCACCGAAAUAUUAUUGCCUGUAAAUGACAUUGCGGUUUUACUAGUCAGGAAAAUGAUAUAAAUUUUUAAUUCUAACCUAAAACCUGCUUUAGUACUAACCUGAGGAAAUUACAUGGUUGUUUGUAAGCUAAUCAAGAGCCCUUAAACUCCAUUACAUAAAUGAUACACUUACCCUUUGUAUUAAGGGACUAACGGCUUCGCUUUUCAACAAAGCUGGAUCUUCUGGCACUCGCUCAGAAGAUAGCCAGUACUUCAGAGAUAGAUUGCUUUGAGGGCACUGGAACUGCUGAGGGACAGAGUAAUCCUAAUGAGAAAGGAAAAAGAGGACGCCUCUGGAGUUAAAAUAAGACAGAAUGCAUCUGUGGAGAACACGGUGACUGAAGACUGGCAGAUUUCUCAAUAUCUCAGGCCACUACACACUGCGCAGUUUUCAUUUGUAUUUUGGAGGUGCUCUAGAAAACUUAAAAAUGAUAAGAAUAAAAAGUAUAGACACUUUUAACCAGCCCAUGUACAGGAAAUUCUGUUGGUGUAGAAACGGUUCUGCUGUUCAUUCCUUAACUGCUUCUGUUCCCACUUUGUCAGAUGUAGGGCGAGGUGGUGGUGGUGAGUCCUAUUUUUGUAUCUCUAUCCACAGUCUGGAAUCGUUCGGAUUAUUUUAAGCCUUCAUAACAUUUGCAGAGAGCUUGGAGUAUUUUGUACAUGUAGUGGGGCAGUGCCUGGCCUCCUGUGAGAGAUUGAUCAUCGGUACAAUCCACACGAAACUCACUUGCCAGUGGACCGGGAGGAUCGCUGCCAUCCUUUCAGCAAAGAGCAAACGAAUAAGCAGAGAUCCGGGCCCAUCCCUCCUCGCGCAGCAGUUUCUAGAUUUUUACCCCGGCGUCAUGAAUGGCUACCAGCUGGUAGUCACAACACUUUCAUAAUAUUUGCACACAACUUAUUUGGGUCGCUUUCUUUUCUUUCCCUUUUUUUUUUGAGAGAAACGGAGAGUCUUACUCUCUCGCCCAGGCUGGAGUGCAGUGGCGAGAUCUCGGCUCACUGCAACCUCCGCCUCCUAGAUUCGUGCGAUUCUCCUGUCUCAGCUUCCCAAGUAGCUGGGGCUACAGGCGUGCGCCACCAUGCCCAGCUAAUUUUUUGUAUUUUUUUUUUUUUUUUUGGUAGAGACGGGGUUUCACUAUAUGUUGGCCAGGCUGGUCUCGAACUCCUGACCUCAGAUGAUCCGCCUGCCUCGGCCUCCCAAAGUACUGGGAUUACAGGCGUGAACCACCGCGCCCGACCAUUAUUUGGGUCGCUUUCUAAUUUUUUUCUCCGUUUGUAGCUAGCGUUGCCCGAAGGAGAUUUCAGAGAGAUCCCCUGGAGAAAGGGACGUCGGAUGUCGUUUUCCAGUAAUUUCUAGGGGAAAUCUGGGACAGUCAGGGGGUAAAUCUAGUGCCGUUUACUUAAGUUAAAAAGGCGUGGGGAGCCAGGUGGUGCCCUGGAGGGAGGGCCGCGCGAGACGAGACCAACCUUCGGGACAGGGGGCUACUGAACGCAGGGGAUUCCGCGGAGCCUCCAGCCCCUGAGCGUCCACCUUCGGCCCACCUGGGGGACGCGGUCUCGGGAGGAAAGCCCGGAAUCCCGAGCCGGCCAGCCUCUAGCAGCGGGUACCGGAGCGCGUGGGCAGGCGCGCGGAGACAGAGGCUGGUCGGCGUCUGUCCCUUUAAGGGGCCGGUCUCCCGGCGCCGCCGGCCCAGACGCCAGGACGUGCCGGGGCCGCCCCGCCCCGAAGCCGCCCGUUUCCUGCCGAGUGGCGCGACGGCACCUGAGCGACUGCGGCGGCGGCGGCGGCGGCGCCUCGGAGCGGGCGGCCCGGGCUGUAGUGCCGGCGCCGCCGCAUCUUCCUGGUCUCCUUUCCCGGCCGCACAGGGCUGGAGUGCAAUGGUGUGAUCUUGGCUCACUGCAACCUCCGCCUCCCGGGUUCAAGUGAUUCUCCUGCCUCAGCUAGGAUUACAGGUUUUAUAGGAUCACAUUGACAAAAGUACCAUGGAGUUUUAUGAGUCAGCAUAUUUUAUUGUUCUUAUUCCUUCAAUAGUUAUUACAGUAAUUUUCCUCUUCUUCUGGCUUUUCAUGAAAGAAACAUUAUAUGAUGAAGUUCUUGCAAAACAGAAAAGAGAACAAAAGCUUAUUCCUGCCAAAACAGAUAAAAAGAAAGCAGAAAAGAAAAAGAAUAAAAAGAAAGAAAUCCAGAAUGGAAACCUCCAUGAAUCCGACUCUGAGAGUGUACCUCGAGACUUUAAAUUAUCAGAUGCUUUGGCAGUAGAAGAUGAUCAAGUUGUACCUGUUCCAUUGAAUGUGAUUGAAACUUCAAGUAGUGUUAGGGAAAGAAAAAAGAAGGAAAAGAAACAAAAGCCUGUGACAGAAGAGCAGGUCAUCAAAGAAAGUGACGCAUCAAAGAUUCCUGGCAAAAAAGUAGAACCUGUCCCAGUUACUAAACAGCCCACCCCUCCCUCUGAAGCAGCUGCCUCAAAGAAGAAACCAGGGCAGAAGAAGUCUAAAAAUGGAAGCGAUGACCAGGAUAAAAAGGUGGAAAUUCUCAUGGUACCAUCAAAAAGGCAAGAAGCAUUGCCCCUCCAAGAGACUAAACAAGAAAGUGGAUCAGGGAAGAAGAAAGCUUCAUCAAAGAAACAAAAGACAGAAAAUGUCUUCGUAGAUGAACCCCUUAUUCAUGCAACUACUUGUAUUCCUUUGAUGGAUAAUGCUGACUCAAUUCCUGUGGUAGAUAAGAGAGAGGUUAUUGAUUUGCUUAAACCUGACCAAGUAGAAGGGAUCCAGAAAUCUGGGACUAAAAAACUGAAGACUGAAACUGACAAAGAAAAUGCUGAAGUGAAGUUUAAAGAUUUUCUUCUGUCCUUGAAGACUAUGAUGUUUUCUGAAGAUGAGGCUCUUUGUGUUGUAGACCUGCUAAAGGAGAAGUCUGGUGUAAUACAAGAUGCUUUAAAGAAGUCAAGUAAGGGAGAAUUGACUACGCUCGUACAUCAGCUUCAAGAAAAGGACAAGUUACUUGCUGCUGUGAAGGAAGAUGCUGCUGCUACAAAGGAUCGGUGUAAGCAGUUAACCCAGGAAAUGAUGACAGAGAAAGAAAGAAGCAAUGUGGUUAUAGCAAGGAUGAAAGAUCGGAUUGGAACAUUAGAAAAGGAACAUAAUGUAUUUCAAAACAAAAUACGUGUCAGUUAUCAAGAGACUCAACAGAUGCAGAUGAAGUUUCAGCAAGUUCGUGAGCAGAUGGAGGCAGAGAUCGCUCACUUGAAGCAGGAAAAUGGUAUACUGAGAGAUGCUGUCAGCAACACUACAAAUCAACUGGAAAGCAAGCAGUCUGCAGAACUAAAUAAACUACGCCAGGAUUAUGCUAGGUUGGUGAAUGAGCUGACUGAGAAAACAGGAAAGCUACAGCAAGAGGAAGUCCAAAAGAAGAAUGCUGAGCAAGCAGUUACUCAGUUGAAGGUUCAACUACAAGAAGCUGAAAGAAGGUGGGAAGAAGUUCAGAGCUACAUCAGGAAGAGAACAGCGGAACAUGAGGCAGCACAGCAAGAUUUACAGAGUAAAUUUGUGGCCAAAGAAAAUGAAGUACAGAGUCUGCAUAGUAAGCUUACAGAUACCUUGGUAUCAAAACAACAGUUGGAGCAAAGACUAAUGCAGUUAAUGGAAUCAGAGCAGAAAAGGGUGAACAAAGAAGAGUCUCUACAGAUGCAGGUUCAGGAUAUUUUGGAGCAGAAUGAGGCUUUGAAAGCUCAAAUUCAGCAGUUCCAUUCCCAGAUAGCAGCCCAGACCUCCGCUUCAGUUCUAGCAGAAGAAUUACAUAAAGUGAUUGCAGAAAAGGAUAAGCAGAUAAAACAGACUGAAGAUUCUUUAGCAAAUGAACGUGAUCAUUUAACAAGCAAAGAAGAGGAACUUAAGGAUAUACAGAAUAUGAAUUUCUUACUAAAAGCUGAAGUGCAGAAAUUACAGGCCCUGGCAAAUGAGCAGGCUGCUGCUGCACAUGAAUUGGAGAAGAUACAACAAAGUGUUUAUGUUAAAGAUGAUAAAAUAAGAUUGCUGGAAGAGCAACUACAACAUGAAAUUUCAAACAAAAUGGAAGAAUUUAAGAUUCUAAAUGACCAAAACAAAGCAUUAAAAUCAGAAGUUCAGAAGCUACAGACUCUUGUUUCUGAACAGCCUAAUAAAGAUGUUGUGGAACAACUGGAAAAAUGCAUUCAAGAAAAAGAUGAGAAGUUAAAGACUGUAGAAGAAUUACUUGAAACUGGACUUAUUCAGGUGGCAACUAAAGAGGAGGAGCUGAAUGCAAUAAGAACAGAAAAUUCAUCUCUGACAAAAGAAGUUCAAGACUUAAAAGCUAAGCAAAAUGAUCAGGUUUCUUUUGCCUCUCUAGUUGAAGAACUUAAGAAAGUGAUCCACGAGAAAGAUGGAAAGAUCAAGUCUGUAGAAGAACUUCUGGAGGCAGAACUUCUCAAAGUUGCUAACAAGGAGAAAACUGUUCAGGAUUUGAAACAGGAAAUAAAGGCUCUAAAAGAAGAAAUAGGAAAUGUCCAGCUUGAAAAGGCUCAACAGUUAUCUAUCACUUCCCAAGUUCAGGAGCUUCAGAACUUAUUAAAAGGAAAAGAGGAACAGAUGAAUACCAUGAAGGCUGUUUUAGAAGAGAAAGAGAAAGACCUAGCCAAUACAGGGAAGUGGUUACAGGAUCUUCAAGAAGAAAAUGAAUCUUUAAAAGCACAUGUUCAGGAAGUAGCACAACGUAACUUGAAACAGGCCUGUUCUGCAUCACAGUUUGAAGAACUUGAGAUUGUGUUGAAAGAAAAGGAAAAUGAAUUGAAGAGGUUAGAAGCCAUGCUAAAAGAGAGGGAGAGUGAUCUUUCUAGCAAAACAAAGCUGUUACAGGAUGUACAAGAUGAAAACAAAUUGUUUAAGUCCCAAAUUGAGCAGCUUAAACAACAAAACUACCAACAGGCAUCUUCUUUUCCCCCUCAUGAAGAAUUAUUAAAAGUAGUUUCUGAAAGAGAGAAAGAAAUAAGUGGUCUCUGGAAUGAGUUAGAUUCUUUGAAGGAUGCCGUUGAACACCAGAGGAAGAAAAACAAUGACCUUCGGGAGAAAAACUGGGAAGCAAUGGAAGCAUUGGCAUCAACUGAAAAAAUGCUGCAGGACAAAGUGAACAAGACUUCCAAGGAAAGACAGCAACAGGUGGAAGCUGUUGAGUUGGAGGCUAAAGAAGUUCUCAAAAAAUUAUUUCCAAAGGUGUCUGUCCCUUCUAAUUUGAGUUAUAGUGAAUGGUUGCAUGGAUUUGAAAAAAAGGCAAAAGAAUGUAUGGCUGGAACUUCAGGGCCAGAGGAGGUUAAGGUUCUAGAGCACAAGUUGAAAGAAGCUGAUGAAAUGCACACAUUGUUACAGCUAGAAUGUGAAAAAUACAAAUCCGUCCUUGCAGAAACAGAAGGAAUUUUACAGAAGCUACAGAGAAGUGUUGAGCAAGAAGAAAAUAAAUGGAAAGUUAAGGUUGAUGAAUCACACAAGACUAUUAAACAGAUGCAGUCAUCAUUUACAUCUUCAGAACAAGAGCUAGAGCGAUUAAGAAGAGAAAAUAAGGAUAUUGAAAAUCUGAGAAGAGAACGAGAACAUUUGGAAAUGGAACUAGAGAAGGCAGAGAUGGAACGAUCUACCUAUGUUACAGAAGUCAGAGAGCUGAAAGAUCUGUUGACUGAAUUGCAGAAAAAACUUGAUGAUUCAUAUUCUGAAGCAGUAAGACAGAAUGAAGAGCUAAAUUUGUUGAAGGCACAGUUAAAUGAAACACUCACAAAACUUAGAACUGAACAAAAUGAAAGACAGAAGGUAGCUGGUGAUUUGCAUAAGGCUCAACAGUCACUGGAGCUUAUCCAGUCAAAAAUAGUAAAAGCUGCUGGAGACACGACUGUUAUUGAAAAUAGUGAUGUUUCCCCAGAAACGGAGUCUUCUGAGAAGGAGACAAUGUCUGUAAGUCUAAAUCAGACUGUAACACAGUUACAGCAGUUGCUUCAGGCAGUAAACCAACAGCUCACAAAGGAGAAAGAGCACUACCAGGUGUUAGAGUGAAGUAAUUGAGAAACUGUUCAUUUGAGGAUAAAAAAGGCAUUGUAUUAUAUUUUGCCAAAUUAAAGCCUUAUUUAUGUUUUCACCCUUUCUACUUUGUCAGAAACACUGAACAGAGUUUUGUCUUUUCUAAUCCUUGUUAGACUACUGAUUUAAAGAAAGAAAAAAAAAAGCCAACUCUGUAGACACCUUCAGAGUUUAGUUUUAUAAUAAAAACUGUUUGAAUAAUUAGACCUUUACAUUCCUGAAGAUAAACAUGUAAUCUUUUAUCUUAUUUUGCUCAAUAAAAUUGUUCAGAAGAUCAAAGUGGUAAAGGCAAUGUAAAAUUUAACAUUUUAAUACUGAUGUUGUACACUGUUUUACUUAACAUUUUGGGAAGUAACUGCCUCUGACUUCAACUCAAGAAAACACUUUUUUGUUGCUAAUGUAAUCGGUUUUUGUAAUGGCGUCAGCAAAUAAAAGGAUGCUUAUUAUUCAAA